This is a messenger RNA of Cylicocyclus nassatus, 867 nucleotides long. Lineage: Eukaryota; Metazoa; Nematoda; Chromadorea; Rhabditida; Strongylidae. The record is from the annotation of a GenBank genome assembly.
AUGAGUAAAGUGAUUAUUAUCGGCUCUGUAGCUACGUUGGCGUUUGUGAUCGUUUCCCUCAUCAUCAUGGGUCUUGUGCUUAAAGAGAUAUCAGAAGUACAGCUGGAAAUGCAACUCGAUAUGGAUGAGUUCAAUGGAAUCGCAGACGACGCAUGGAGUCGCAUACUAUCCAAACGAAUCACAACAGGAAAAUCAGAAGCUGCGCCAAAUUUUAUCACGGUGGUCAAGCGACAACCACGUGCCGGAGGUUUCCCAGAUCAGUGCAACUGUGGCGCCAGAUCUGCGAAAUGCCCUCCAGGCCCACCUGGGCCACCGGGACCCCCGGGACUGCCAGGAGAACCCGGCCCCGACGGUGAAGACGGUCGUCCUGGAGCUCCAGGCAUAGCCCUCGCGAUAACGCAUGACAUACCCGGGGGCUGCAUCAGUUGUCCACCAGGACCAGCCGGACCGCGUGGACCGCCCGGUGAACAAGGACCUCCUGGACCUCCAGGACCGUUCGGGCACCGAGGUCCACCGGGUGCACCUGGACCACAAGGAGACCCUGGACCACCAGGAGAACAAGGGCCACCAGGACCGCAAGGAAGACCUGGCCCUCCGGGACCACCGGGAGAAGCAGGCACUCAAUAUACACCAGGAGCUCCAGGCAAACCUGGUCCUCAAGGUCCACGUGGACCUCCAGGAGAACCAGGAAAGCCUGGAUGUCCCGGAAAGGAUGGAGCUGUUGGACCACCUGGGCGUCCAGGCAGCCCGGGGAAAGAUGGACGCCCCGGCAAAAAUGGACAGCCUGGACCAAAAGGAGAACCUGGUCGGCCAGGUCCGGAUGGAGAGUACUGUGCUUGUCCGCCAAGAGCAAAGCGUCGUUCAUAA